Molecule: messenger RNA, 664 nt
Organism: Sorex fumeus (smoky shrew)
Lineage: Eukaryota; Metazoa; Chordata; Mammalia; Eulipotyphla; Soricidae
Product: cytochrome c oxidase assembly factor 4 homolog, mitochondrial
Exons: 2
Coding region: 111-365 (84 amino acids)
Biological process (GO): mitochondrial respiratory chain complex IV assembly
Cellular component (GO): mitochondrial intermembrane space
Source: RefSeq, a predicted model, not a curated record
GUUGGUUCCGGACUGCGGGGCCGGAAGAAUUCCAAGUACCUGCACGACCCACGCUGCUGCGAAUGCUCCUUCAGGGCGUCUAGUCCUUCUUGUUCGAGAUUACCCCCAAGAUGUCAGCUCCAGGCCAUGCAUGGGUCCGAAGAGUGAAGAAGGAAGAUGAGGAAGAAGACCCCCUGGACCAGCUGAUCUCCCGCUCUGGCUGUGCUGCUUCCCACUUUGCCGUGCAGGAGUGCAUGGCCCAGCACCAGGACUGGAGGCAGUGCCAGCCGCAGGUGCAGGCUUUCAGGAACUGCAUGAACGAACACCAGAGCAAGCGGCGGGAGGAGCUUCAGAGAAGGAAAGAGCAAACCAGCGCCCCGCACUGAGACCUCAGACCAUCUAUGCCAGGUGGAUGGCCCUGAAGAAACCAGCACCCAGCAAAAUCAACAGGACGAAGAAAUAGUAACAGUGGAAGUGUGAGCCAAGAAACAGAAGACCUAGGGAGAGUCUUGGGGCAUGUGUAUUGAUAACCGAGGAGCUGUGGGUUUGGACAUGAGUGAACGAAAGAGCUGCCCUGUAUUCAUGGCAAGAUCAAACACGUCCUCGCCCUUCAUAUUUCCCUAUUUUUAAAUAUUAGGCAAUAUUUGUCAAGUAAAACGAGUAAAGGGUUGUUAUUCUACCUUGA